Messenger RNA from Diospyros lotus (date-plum), 2228 nucleotides. RefSeq names its product protein NRT1/ PTR FAMILY 5.2-like. The coding region runs from base 77 to 1849 and encodes 590 amino acids. NCBI's taxonomy places the organism in Eukaryota, Viridiplantae, Streptophyta, Magnoliopsida, Ericales, Ebenaceae. The transcript has 4 exons. Gene Ontology annotation, molecular function: dipeptide transmembrane transporter activity; tripeptide transmembrane transporter activity. Gene Ontology annotation, biological process: transmembrane transport; dipeptide transport. Gene Ontology annotation, cellular component: membrane. The record is from RefSeq and is a predicted model, not a curated record.
AGUUGGCCCGCUUUGGGGAGCUUUUAAUCCUUCUAUUAUUAAUUAAUCUCGAUCCCUUCUUUUAGCCAGCUGCAGGAUGGCCGGGAAGGUAGAGGAGGAGAAGAAGGAAGACUGCACCAAGGAUGGAACAGUGGAUCUCAAGGGCAGCCCAGUCCUCAGAUCACAGACUGGGAGGUGGAGAGCUUGUUCUUUUAUUGUUGGGUACGAAGUGUUUGAGAGGAUGGCAUACCAUGGAAUCACAACAAAUUUGGUGGUGUACUUGACCAAUAAACUUCACGAGGGCACAGUGAAAUCAUCCAACAAUGUCACCAACUGGGUGGGCACUGUUUGGCUGAUGCCUUUGUUGGGUGCUUAUAUUGCAGAUGCCCAUCUUGGCCGCUACUGGACUUUCAUCAUUUCAUCCAUUAUUUACCUUGUGGGAAUGUGCUUAUUGACACUGGCAGUCUCAGUGCCGGCCUUGAGACCACCGUCGUGUGGGCAUGGGGUGGUGGAUUGCGAAAAGCGAGCCUCCAAGCUACAACUUGGCGUUUUCUUUUGUGCCUUGUACAUAAUAGCACUGGGCACGGGUGGUACCAAGCCCAACAUCUCCACCAUGGGGGCUGACCAGUUUGACGACUUUGAGCCCAAGGAGAGGGCUCAGAAGCUCUCAUUCUUCAACUGGUGGAUGUUUAGUAUUUUCUUUGGGACCCUCUUCGCCAACACCUUCUUAGUGUACAUACAGGACAAUGUGGGUUGGGCUGUGGGCUACAGCCUACCAACAGUGGGUCUUGCCAUCUCCAUACUGGUGUUCAUCGUGGGCACACCCUACUAUAGGCACAAGACCCCUUCUGGGAGCCCUUUGACUAAGAUGGCUAAGGUGUUGGUGGCCGCAAGUAAGAAGUGGAAGGUGGUCGUCCCAAAUGACCCGAAAGAGCUCCAGGAGCUCAGCUUGGAGGAAUAUUCCAUCUCCGUCAAGUACAGAAUCGACUCUACCCCCUCGUUAAGAUUUCUUGACAAGGCCGCAGUGAAGAGUGGAUCGAGCUCGCCAUGGAGCCUAUGCCCAGUGACACAAGUGGAAGAAACCAAGCAAAUGCUGAAAAUGAUCCCAAUUCUGGUUGCCACCUUCAUCCCCAGCACCAUGCUCGCGCAAACACAAACCCUCUUCAUCAAGCAAGGCACGACGCUUGAAAGAAGCAUGGGUCCCCACUUCAAAAUCCCGCCUGCUUGUCUCAGUGCCUUCGUCACCAUCUUCAUGCUCAUCACCAUCGUCGUCUACGACCGGUUCUUCGUGCCGGCGAUCCGCCGGUACACGAAGAACCCUAGAGGGAUCACGAUGCUGCAGAGGCUGGGAAUUGGGCUGGCCUUGCACGUGGUCGUCAUGCUCACCUCCUUCUUAGCGGAGAGGACGAGGUUGAGCGUAGCCAGGGAAAAUGGGAUCACCGAGAAAAACCAGAUUGUGCCGCUGAGCAUCUUCAUCUUGCUGCCUCAGUUCGCCCUGAUGGGGGUGGCCGAUAACUUCGUGGAGGUGGCGAAGCUGGAGUUCUUCUACGACCAGGCGCCGGAGGGAAUGAAGAGCCUCGGCACCGCCUAUUUCACCACCAGCCUAGGAGUGGGGUAUUUUCUGAGCAGUUUUCUUCUAUCGACUGUGGCGAAAGUCACCAGAAAGCAUGGCCACAAAGGCUGGAUCUUGGACAAUCUGAAUCAAUCUCAUUUGGACUACUAUUACGCAUUUUAUGCUGUUUUAAGCAUUCUAAACUUUCUCUACUAUCUAGUGGCCGCAAAGCUCUUCGUUUACAACGUCGAUGUGGACAAACAACGAGCAGAAGAGUUGAAGGACGCCAUUAAUCUGCAGAACGAUGGGCCAAGCUGAUGAAUCCCUUUUCUUUUUUUGUUAUUUUUUCUUUCAAGUUCAUAUUUCAAGAUAAAGAGAUUGAUUAUGUUUCUCCUUUUCUUUUUCCUGAUAUCAUGUAACUUUUGUAUUUUUUAUGUAUUACUUAUUGUAUUACAUGUUAAUUUAGAUUUAUUUUUUACGUGGUUAAUUAUGUGCUUUUAACUAUUAGUUUUUUUAAAUUGUUUUGGGUACAUUAGUGUUGUUUUCUUUCUUUUAUUAUUUUAAGCUUUCUUUUAUUAUUUUAAUUUUCUUUUAUAUUUUAUGUGUUUUUGUUAUUUGACUACAUAUUAUUUUAGUUUUUUUUCCUUUUAAAUAUUUUUCAUGUUCUGUAUAUGUGCUCUUAAUCGUUUUUGUAAUU